Molecule: messenger RNA, 2034 nt
Organism: Symbiodinium sp. CCMP2592
Lineage: Eukaryota; Dinophyceae; Suessiales; Symbiodiniaceae
Source: the annotation of a GenBank genome assembly
AUGGCGGAAGGGGUGCUGCGGCGGCCGGCCGGCCAGCCCGCCGAGCUCGUCGCGUGCAACAUGGAGAUCUCGGCCUGUGCAAAGGAGGCACAGUGGCAAGUGGCUCUGCAGACCUUGGCCGAGCUGCCCCGGAGGUUCUUGCAGCCCAGCGCGGUCUCGUACAAUGCGACCAUGAAGGCCUGCCAAGGAGCGUCAGAGUGGCAGCUUGCAUUGGCUUUGUUGGCAGAGCUUUGUCGAGGCGGACUGCAAGCAACGCAGAUCUCUUUCAGCACGGCAAUUAGUGCCUGUGAGGGGCUUUCGCAGUGGCCCCUGGCACUUGAGCUGCUGGGCUGUCUCGCUGCGACCGACCUGGAGCCGAAUCGGAUCCUCUGCAAUGCGGCUACAGGUGUCUGUGCAACUGGGCAUGCCUGGGACGAGGCUGUGGAGCUGACAAAGGUGAGCAUGCUGAAGCAGAUUCGCCCCGACAGCUUUACCUGCACAGUGAGCCUGGGCUUCGAUUCCCGGGGACCCUGGCCGAAAGCGCUGCAGGUCUUGUCGUUCAACCUGGACCAUGCAGUGGAGCUCGGCGUGAUCUCGUACAACGCCGUCAUCAACGUUGUGGCAGCAUGGGGCAGAUGGCGAGUGGCACUCCUGCACGCGCGGCAGCUUGAGGAGGGCCUCCUUCGUCCCAGUAUGGCAACACUGCAUGCUGCAAUGAAGGCGUGCCAGCAAGCGGGCAGAUGGCAGCGCGUUCUCCAGUCCCUGCACCGGUUGCACCAGCAGGGCCACCAGUGGGACCUCGUCUCCUUUGGAACUGCUGCUGGAGGCUGCGGAUCUGGGCGCUGGGCGCUUGCAGCGUCCCUGUGCAGUCUGCAGAAGGCCAUGCUGCGCUCCAGCGGUGUGGUGAGCAGCGCCGCGCUGAGUGCAGUCGCCAACACCGGACCCUGGUCUGAGGCGCUGCUGUGCUUUCGAGCUCUGCUCUUCGCAGGAAUCCAGAUCCAAUCCUCUUCGUUUGUGGACCUCUUGUCCGGAGUUGCUGCUGGCAGUUGGCGGCUGGCCGUGCAUCUUGCUCCACCUGCUGAGCUUGGGAAUGUCCGUGGGCUCCUGGCUCUGCUCGGUGCCUUCGCUCAUCAGGAGCUCUGGGCUGAUGCCAUGGCAUGGCUGCACUGGGCUUCUGCCUCUGCCCCUCGCGAGGUGUCGCUGGUCUGCUGCAAUGCAGCGUUGAGUGCUUGCGAGAAGGGCGGUGCGUGGCGGAGAGGGUCCUGCCUGCUGGCCCAGCUGCCCAGCUGCCGUCUCCAUGCCACGGUCGUCACCUUCAGCUCCGCGGUGAGCGCCUGCGAGAAGCGAGCCGAAUGGGCGGAGGCACAACUCCUCCUGGCGCGGCUUCGCGAAGAUGGGCUGGAGCCCAACGAAGUGACCUACUCGGCCAUGACCAGUGCCUGUGGCAAGGGCAAGCAAUGGCAGCAGGCAGGAGUGGUCUUCAGCACCUUGCUUGCUGGCCACUUCGAGGUCAGCUUGAUCGCCUACAACGCAGCCCUCGCCGCUUGCGAGAAGCGCCAGCAGUGGCAGCCAACGCUGAAGCUCCUCUCGCAGCUGGCGAGCAAGGCACUCCUUCCUGACCGGAUAUCCUACGAUGCAGUUCUGAGUGCUUGUUGUGGUGCGCUGACCUGGCGACGAGUGCUCCACCUUUUCGAGGGGAUCCUGCGUCGGAGAGUGGAGGUCGAUUUGAUGGCGUACAAUUCAGCUCUCAGCGCCUGCGAUGCUGGUGGCACAUGGGAAACGGCUCUCCUUCUCAUCGAGAGGCUGAGCGCCGAGGGCUUGGAGCCUUCCGUGGUCUCCUACACCGCGGCUGUGGCCGCGUGUCGGAGUUCGGCUUGGAGGAUGGCGCUGAUGCUCCUGGACUGUGCGGCGACGGCCGGCGUCCAAAGCAAUGCGGUGACCUACCAAGCGGCCAUGGAAGCCUGCGAGAAGAGUGCGCUGACACGGCCCUGGCUGCCCUUGGCGACGCAACUUCAGAGCCAAGCCCUCCGCGCCUGCCUCCUCCUGGGGCUUUAG